Messenger RNA from Amaranthus tricolor (Joseph's coat), 1509 nucleotides. Its product is annotated as putative disease resistance protein RGA3. Gene Ontology annotation, biological process: defense response to other organism. Gene Ontology annotation, molecular function: ADP binding. The record is from RefSeq and is a predicted model, not a curated record. The transcript is spliced from 3 exons. Lineage: Eukaryota; Viridiplantae; Streptophyta; Magnoliopsida; Caryophyllales; Amaranthaceae. The coding region runs from base 1 to 1509 and encodes 502 amino acids.
AUGGGGGCUCAAUCCAGUGAACACACUAUAUACACACUUCAAUACCUAUUUCUUACGCCUUAUCCUAAACGAUUUUCUCCUCUAAACUUUCCCAAAGCCCUUGAGCAAACUGUCGAGACCAUCAAUGCUAUUUUUCUUGAUGUUGAAAACAAAUAUGAUCAACUCAACAAUCAGGGGAAAGAUUGGCUUGCCAAGCUCAAGGAUAACCAAUUACUUUUCACUACUAAUACUUCUAGGAAGAUCAAAAUGAUUAGAAAGAAGUUGGAUAGCAUUGCUAGAGAUCGUACUCAGUUUGGCCUUAGUGAUGUAUACAUACCCGUGAAGAUGAGAGAGGAUACCUUUUCUUAUGUUCAUGAGACUAGUAUUAUUGGGAGAGAUGCAGAUCGCGAGGCCAUAAUGGAUAUGUUGUUGCAAGGCUUAGACUCUUCAAUAGUAGAUGUCGAGGAUAAUAUUUCUUUUGUGACAAUUGUUGGAAUUGGAGGGCUUGGGAAAACUGCACUGGCCCAACUAGUGUUUAAUGAUGACAGGAUUAAGAGUAAAUUUGAAUUGAGCAUUUGGGAAAGAGAGCUUAGAAGAGAACAGGUGCACGGGAAGGUUCGUAGACUAAUUGAAGGGAAAAGGUAUUUUCUUGUUCUAGAUGAUGUUUGGAAUGAAAGUCGUAAUGAAUGGGCUAAAUUGAUGGAAUCUUUGCUUCUAGGUGCAAGGGGAAGUAGAAUUAUUGUUACUAGUCGCUCAAAGAAGGUGGCGAGAGCGAUAGGAGAUGAUCCUAUGUAUGUGCUGCAAGAUUUGUCUGAUGAAGGUUCUUGGCAAUUGUUUGAGAGGAUAGCAUUUAGCAAACAGAGUCGACAACAGGUAGAUAACGAACUUGUUGAAAUCGGUGAAGACAUUGUGAAAAAAUGUGCAAAUGUUCCCUUGUCUAUAAGGGUAAUAGGCAGCAUGUUGUAUGAUCAAGAUAAAAGCAAGUGGCGAUUGUUUCAAAAAAUGAACUUGGCUGAUAUGGGGGAAGGUGAGAAGAGCAUCAUGCCAAUAUUGAAGUUUAGCUAUUAUCAUCUUACUCCGCAAUUAAAGAGUUGUUUUAGCUAUUGUGGGCUCUUUCGUAAGCAUUAUCUUAUUGAAAAAGAGAUGUUGAUCAAUUUGUGGUUUGCACACGGUUGUCUUAAACCUUUGAAUAGCAAUUGGAGUAUAGAUGACGUUGACGAGGAGUGUUUCUCAAUUUUAUCUCAGAGAUGUUUCCUUCAAGACAUCCGAAAGGAUAUGUACGGUGAAAUCAACUUUUGCAAAAUGCACGAUUUGAUGCAUGAUCUCGCACUACAUGUAGCGGGAAAGGAGUUAAACUUGAUGUUGGAGCCUACCACAAGCCCUUUUGAUAAAAAUAAUCGUCAUCUCUCUGUUGCUGUUCGACGACGUUCUCUCUUCAUUCAAAUGAUGUUUUUAGCAAGAUUAAAGCGCUGCGCUCAUUUUUUCGGCCUCCCUCUAUCCAUUCUUUGGAAUGUGAAUCAUAUGUGUUGA